CAAAACACAAAGAAAGAGAAAUUCAUUAUCAUCCUGUGACGAAUUAACUUGUACGAUUUUUCAAAAUGCGAAAUAAUUACUGUUUCCUUUUCUACCUUUGGAUCACUUGUUCCGUAAUUACCUCGGAAUCUUUGGGAUGCCAAAUUCCUGAAACAAUAAACUUGUCUAUUCACGAUGACUGGGAUGUCAACCUCAUACUUUGGUCUUCCGAUCCACAAUUCGGCACUAUUUCCAACGACACGGCCUUCCUCAUUGGACCGGACGGUUACGACCACACCUCCGUCUUCAAACCCGUGAUAAACAGAAAUCCCACGGAUGGCAGUUUCACCCUGAUUUUCGCUCCCGGAGACAAAUUUCCCGACUACGUUGACCUCCUCCCACCCCGAUCGAACCAGACAGACGCUCGUUUUUUCUACAUCUGCGACGGGGACGUGAAGCAGACCACAAUUCUUGCCACGUGGGUCGAUAAGAAUACCAGAGCUCCAGAAUUUGUCGUACGACCCGAGACCAGACUAAAUUUCACGAUUUAUCCAAAUUGGGACAAAACUCUCCCCCUGACAAACAAUGAGGAAGAACUAGUCCAAAUUUCCGACAAGGAUCACGAUUUUGUAAAUGCGAGGCCAAUCAUACUUUCCCCGAGCAGGGGGGACGUAUUCAGUUUCGUAAUGAGCCCCCUUUACAGGGAGGGUGACCCCGUUCCCCUCGAGUAUUUGACAAAUUUGCGAAUUUUUAUCAAAGAUGAUUACGAAUUAGUUCCUGGCACGAGUCUCGAUGUCGAAAUUACUGUUUCCGACGGAAUCAACAUGCCCUCAACGAGUUCCAUCAUAGUUACGCUUCAAGUCCAAGCUAUUCCCUGUCCGAGUGGAAAGUUACAGUUUUCGAGAAGUUAUUACUACCAUAAAUUUACCUCUUGGCCAAGGCAGAACACAUACUUUGAACCAAAUCCACCCAUUAGUUCGAGUAUUGUGGGGGGAGAGGGGGAAAUUUUGUAUUUUUUGAGAUCCACGGAUGUACAGUUUACCGAUUUCGAGGGAAUUGAUCCGAGGAUGGUAAUUUAUACGAGGGACGUUUCACCCGAUGAGGGAAAGCAAUUGUUGGUGGUGGAAGUCAUGGCGAAAGUGGGGGAUGAUUGUGGAAUGAAUGCGACGGUGGGAUUGAUAUUGGAGUAUCCUCCUAUUUGUGGUAUCAGUAUUUAAUUUAGUAUGUAUUAGAAAUAAUGCAUAUUUUUUAUAAAUUUUAUAAAUAAUUUAGUAUGAAACACUUGGACGGCAUAAGUUACGUACCUAAAUACACAAAUUUUAAGAAUUACUUAACUAAACUUGAA
This is a messenger RNA of Folsomia candida, 1324 nucleotides long. RefSeq lists its product as uncharacterized. Lineage: Eukaryota; Metazoa; Arthropoda; Collembola; Entomobryomorpha; Isotomidae. The record is from RefSeq and is a predicted model, not a curated record. The transcript has 3 exons. Bases 66 to 1196 code for a protein of 376 amino acids.